Molecule: messenger RNA, 8352 nt
Organism: Choloepus didactylus (southern two-toed sloth)
Lineage: Eukaryota; Metazoa; Chordata; Mammalia; Pilosa; Megalonychidae
Gene: SFMBT2
Product: Scm like with four mbt domains 2
Exons: 21
Coding region: 1056-3740 (894 amino acids)
Biological process (GO): regulation of DNA-templated transcription
Cellular component (GO): nucleus
Molecular function (GO): transcription corepressor activity; histone binding
Source: RefSeq, a predicted model, not a curated record
CUCCGCAGGGACGGCUCUCCCCGGGGCGACCGAGGCGGCUUCGCCUAAGUGGAAACCAUCCUAAAAUGGCUCUUUGCUUGUGAACGACCAUUUCAGCUGGGAACCCCUCCCUUCCUCUUUCUGACGUCGCCGCACAGUUAACUCCAACGCCCCGAACCCGCGAUUUUGCACGGGGCUGCGCUGUGGACGUGAAUGCACGAGCCAUCACAAAGAACAUUCCACGGGAUUCUUUCAGGGCCCAAGUUUCCCUUUCUUUUGGGGAGGAGAGGAAGAAGGGAGGAACCGAGACUCGGGUAGGAGCCAGGCGGACCACUGCCUUUGGAACCCAGGGGGCGCAGGGCCCUGCGGGGCUCCGGAGUUGGGGACCUCCACACGUUAAAAAUCCACUAAUCCUCGCGGACGCGGCGCUGGCUGCGCACGACCGCCACUCUCCUCUGGGACUUACUCUGGCUAGUGGUUUUGGUGCCGGGAGUCCCGAGUCGACGCCGGGAAGCCUGGGAGACUGUCCUCAAAUUUCUCGAGUCCUGCUUGCAGUUUCGCUUUCGGAAUUUUCGGGAUCUUUGGAUUUCCAGAGUUGGGUGGGAUUCCGGAAGGGCCAGGCACCGUGCUGGUACAUGUUCCUCCUUUCGGUGCAAUAAUCAGACUUUGCACAGAUCAUAGAUCCUGCCUUUUACCCCAACGUCCCCCUUUCGCCUUCCUGGAUCUCACUGUCGGUGGAGAGAGAGGUUGGGGUCCUCCGGCUCCCGCGCGCUGCCGCCCCAGCCGGGGAGAGUGCCGCCCUCCCGCCGCAUUUGUCGGCUCCAGUGGCUGAUCUGGAGCGGAACCACUUUCCUUCUAAGGCUGAACCUGCCUUAAUCCGGAUCCAUCACUUCUGCCCUCCACCCUCCUCAUCCCUUGGCGCUUCGAUCCUUGCACUGUAGCUCAGGGAAGUAGGAGGCCGAUUGGCGUGUCCAUACUAGGCGAAAGGAUCCGUGUUUCACCAGGCUGGAGAACGGGAAAACAGGUAACUUUUCCAGCAGGAUGAAUUAAGAGAGGAGGACGCUUACUUGUCAGGAAUGGAGAGCAGUUUGUCGGUUUCCAGUAUGCAAGACCCUUCAUCUUCGUCCUUAGAAAAGCAUCACAGCUCAGCGAAUGGCAAUGGAGAGCUUGACUCAGAGGAAGGCUCCAGCUUGGAGGAAAUCGGCUUUAAUUGGGGAGAUUAUUUGGAAGAAACAGGUACCAGUGCGGCCCCUCACGCAUCAUUCAAACAUGUCGAAAUCAGCAUUCAGAGCAACUUCCAGCCAGGCAUGAAGUUGGAAGUGGCCAACAAAAACAACCCCGACACGUACUGGGUGGCCAGCGUCAUCACCACCUGCGGGCAGCUGCUGCUGCUGCGCUACUGCGGCUACGGGGAGGACCGCAGGGCCGACUUCUGGUGCGACGUGGUGAUCGCCGACCUGCACCCCGUGGGGUGGUGCACGCAGAACAACAAGGUCCUGAUGCCCCCGGACGCAAUCAAAGAGAAGUACGCGGACUGGACAGAAUUUCUCAUACAAGAUUUGACUGGCUCACGGACAGCGCCCGCCAGCUUACUGGAAGGUCCUCUGCGAGGGAAAGGCCCUAUAGACCUCAUUACAGUUGAUUCCUUAAUAGAACUUCAGGAUUCUCAGAACCCUUUUCAGUACUGGAUAGUUAGUGUGAUUGAAAAUGUUGGAGGAAGAUUACGCCUUCGCUAUGUGGGAUUGGAGGACACUGAAUCCUAUGACCGGUGGUUGUUUUACUUGGAUUACAGACUUCGACCAGUUGGUUGGUGUCAAGAGAAUAAAUACAGAAUGGACCCACCUUCAGAAAUCUAUCCUUUGAAGAUGGCAUCUGAGUGGAAAUGUGCUCUGGAAAAAUCCCUUAUUGAUGCUGCAAAGUUUCCUCUUCCAAUGGAAGUAUUCAAGGAUCAUGCAGAUUUGCGAAGCCAUUUCUUCACAGUUGGUAUGAAGCUAGAGGCAGUGGAUAUGAGUGAACCCUUUCAUAUCUGUCCUGCAUCAGUGACUAAGGUUUUUAGCAAUCAUUUUUUUCAAGUGACCAUUGAUGACCUGAGAGCAGAACCUAGUAAAAUCUCAAUGCUGUGCCAUGCUGAUUCUUUGGGGAUUUUACCAGUUCAAUGGUGCCUUAAAAACGGAGUCAAUCUCACACCUCCCAAAGGUUACUCUAGCCAGGACUUCGACUGGGCAGAUUAUCAUAAGCAACAUGGGGCAGAGGCAGCCCCUCCCUUCUGCUUCAGAAACACAUCAUUCGGUCGAGGCUUCACAAAGAACAUGAAGCUCGAAGCUGUCAAUCCCAGGAAUCCAGGAGAGCUCUGUGUGGCCUCUGUCGUUGGUGUGAAGGGCAGGCUGAUGUGGCUUCACCUGGAAGGUCUGCAGACUCCCAUUCCUGAAUUCAUUGUCGAUGUUGAAUCUAUGGAUAUCUUCCCAGUGGGCUGGUGUGAAGCAAACUCUUAUCCCUUGACUGCACCACACAAAACAGUUUCCCAAAAGAAGAGAAAGAUUGCAGUUGUGCAACCAGAAAAACAAUUAACGUCCUCAGUGCCUGUUGAGAAAAUACCUCAUGACCUUUGUUCAUUCCCUCACCCGGACAAUACAAGUACCGUCAACGGGAAGUACUGUUGCCCUCAGCUUUUCAUCAACCACAGGUGUUUCUCAGGCCCUUACCUAAACAAAGGAAGAAUCGCAGAGCUACCUCAGUCGGUGGGACCAGGGAAAUGUGUGCUGGUUCUGAAGGAGGUUCUUAGCAUGAUCAUCAAUGCGGCUUACAAGCCCGGAAGGGUCUUAAGAGAGCUGCAGUUGGUGGAAGACCUGAGCUGGAAUUUCCAGGAGGAGACACUGAAGGCCAAGUACCGAGGCAAAACAUACAGGGCUGUGGUGAAAAUCGUACGAACGUCUGACCAAGUAGCGGAUUUCUGCAGACGUGUUUGUUCCAAGCUAGAAUGCUGUCCAAAUUUGUUUAGCCCAGUGCUCGUUUCUGAAAACUGCCCAGAGAACUGCUCGGUUCAUACCAAAACCAAAUACACCUAUUAUUAUGGAAAAAGAAAGAAGAUCAUUAAGCCUCCCAUUGGGGAAAACAACACAGAAAGCGGACACCCCAAACCCGCCAGGCGUAGGAAAAGACGGAAAUCCAUUUUUGUGCAGAAGAAACGGCGCUCUUCGACAGUGGACUUCACCACUGGCUCGGGAGAGGAAAGUGAAGAGGAGGACCCAGAUGCCGUGGAAGAUGACACGGGGAGUGAGGAGACGGGCUCUGAGCUCCGGGAUGACCAGACGGACACCUCCUCGGCCGAGGUCCCCUCCGCCCGGCCCAGGAGGGCCGCCACCCUGCGGAGCGGGGCAGAGCCGGAGCGGCGUCCCCCAGUCGAGAGAACGCGCAGGGUCCGGAAAGCACCGGUGCCCUCCUACGCCGAGGGGGACGAGAAGAGCACGCAGGCCAGGCCGGAGGGAGCUGAGGAAAUGAAACCAGAAGACGAGGAAAGACUCAUUCUCGAGAGCAACCCACUAGAGUGGACAGUGACCGACGUGGUGAGGUUCAUUAAACUGACAGACUGCGCCCCCUUGGCCAAAAUAUUUCAGGAACAGGACAUCGAUGGGCAGGCGUUGCUCCUCCUGACUCUUCCCACGGUGCAGGAGUGCAUGGAGCUGAAGCUGGGACCCGCUAUCAAGUUGUGCCAUCAGAUCGAGAGAGUGAAGGUGGCUUUCUACGCCCAAUAUGCCAACUGACUCUUGUUCUCAUACGCUGGCCCCUUAGAGCGAUGCAGUGAAAGCUUUCAGGACCAUGACUUUUUAUUUCUUUCCGGGAUAUGUGAAAUGGUACACCACCACCGAAAAGUGACAAGACCAAGUCCUCCUCUACACCAGCCUGUUCUGCUCUUUCUAUCUUUUUCAAGCACACCCAGGUACCACGGCAGAACCUUCUGGAGAGUUUUAAGUUCUGUUUCAGGCCCUGCCAUAAUAUGGAUGAGCUUACAUGUUGUUUAUCCACAUCUCGCCUCGCCACCACCCCAAACCAGGCAGCUUCCCCUGAACAGGGUCCACGCUCCUUUGAAAACCAAAGUGGAGCUGGUGUCUUCGCAAAUGGGACCGCAGAGGAUACCUUGCUGGUAGCUUUUGCCAUAACCAUUCUCAGGCACAUUUAUCAAUGCUUCUUUCACAUUGAUACACUUGUGACUGAGGUCCAGGGACCUGUGCUGCCACUGCAAUUUGAUCUUGGUGGUAACUCAUUUCUCAAACACAGCUGUAGGGGAUGUUUCCAGAUGUAGUUAUGAAAAGCUGAGCUAGCCCUGCAUCCUCUGCCAGCGGUGCCUUUUAGGAGGUAGGGGGAGGGAAGGCCGGCCAGCAACUCAUUAUAGUGAGACUGUUUUUCUUGAGGCAUCGAAGUCUUAGAAAGUCUGUAGAGACAAGUUCUAUUCUCAGUCUUUUAUAGAACCUCUGAUACCUCUCACAUUUUAGUUUGUCACCAGAUCAUAGAGAGUCUCCUUUAGUCACCCAAGAAAUGCGGAAUUGCAUGUUGAAGGGGAAGCUUAGUUUCAGAGAGCAAGACUGUGAAGAGACUGGGGAAAGCUUUUCAUGAAUGAGCUUCACCCCCUUAGAGGAAGGCCGGCAUGAGGUCACCACGGGGGACCUCCUGUGCCCAGCGUUUGUGCAUUUCCGCUCUGACAGGCCAUGGAUACCGUGCGUGAUGAGGUCGUGUUCCUGGUGGGAUGCGGCGUAGCUAGAACCAGGCUCAGUGAGCAAGCCCCGGUUUUCUUAUCCCGGCUUUGCUAAUGACUAGCGCCAUGACUUGAGGUCAUUCUCAGUCUUCUUGGGGACUCCGUUCCUGUCAAACGACAGGUUUGAACACUUAAGAGUGUGGCUGUGAGCAUAUGCCUCCUCUCCCUCACCUUCAUCCAGAUUGGCCAAAAUGAGGAAAAGAAAAGAAACGAGAAAGAAGUGUGCUAUAUUUUGCUUUCGCUCUGUAGUUCCUGAAGCUCAUUCUGGCUUUGAGAUUGGCUUACAGAAUGUCUUGGGCAUUGUUCCUUUAGUCACUUAAAGCUGUUUGCAGGAGCUCUGUGGCCCUGAGACGUGGCUGCUCUUUGGAACCAAGCACUUCAUCUGGGUAUUCACAUAAGUGAUUCAGUGUAUUUGGUCAGACCCAGAUGCUUCCAAAUGGACUACCGCAUCCCUGUUUAUGGUGGGGCCAUUAUCUGUCAAACUACCGCUAACCUUUCUUAGUAUUCUGUAGCUGUUACAGAUGAACAUGGAAAGCAAAUACUUUGUGGUUGAGACUUUUUAGUCUCCCCUGUAGCAAAUUUCUCCAGUCGAGUUUUAAACCUUUGGCAGGUGGGGAAAGAGCAAUCUCUGAAACACUGUUAGCACGCAGCAUUUUGAGGGAGGAAAUGGACUUGGCGAUUCAGGGUUAGUUUGCAGUCAUAUCUUUCUGCUAAUCUAAAGUCUUGACCCCUUCUCAGUUUCCCAUCCCUGCCUUCUCAGGCACGUGCUUUUGGCCUUAAGUGCUCAAUGUUGUGGAGUUAAAUUUUGUCAGAUGAUCGGAAAACGUAUCCAUUUCAAGAUUGUUGGCAUUUUCUGUGCGCUCCCUCCUUGAUGAUCAUUCACUGUGACCUUUUCAAGCUGAGCUAUUUCUGCUGCAUUUGAAACAGGGAUGACAGAAAUCAUUGGCUACCAUGGGGCAUAGGAUUUCCAGGGCGAAUAUCGCCUUCUCGUGCCCUUUCAAGUCAUGGCAUGGAGGGGGAGGGGCUAUGUGGGAGAAGGUGGACCGACUGAGUGGGACCCCCACCCCGAGGGGCUGAGGGCUCCCACCGGGAUCCUCAGGCAGGACACGGCCACCAUGGCUGGGUGGGGCCAAGGCCCAAGGCUCCUUUUUCUGCAGACCUGAAGAGUUGUCUCUUGCUUCUCCCUGCGUGACACCACGCACUUCAGCUUCAGCCUUGCGAGUGCCUGGAGAGGAGAGGAGGCAGCUUGCCUGGCUCUGGGGUGUCACGAUGGAGAUCAUCCAUGCGCUCUCCCCAGCCCUUCUGGAGAGCCAAGAAAUAUUUUAGGACCAAGCCCUUGCUUCUCCUCUGAGUAUUGCAAAUGUCCUCCUGAACUUGGAUCUUUGAGUGGUUCCAGGAUCUUGGGUGUACUUCACCACGUCAGCAGCGAUCCUGUUGCAACAGAAUCCGAAGGUUGUGUCCGUUUCUGAAGGAUUCUCCUCUCACCACCUUCUGUCUUAGAAGAGCAGCCCAGCCGUCCUCCAAGAGGCAUUUUGCUGGGUUGUGUCCUUGUCUCUUAGGAGAGAAAAAUUAAUUUUACAUAUGUACCCCAAUAAUCACCACAGCCCCUGGGCCAACCGUUUCUUGGUCUAAAUACUCUAACAAGCGGCACCCCCACCAUGUCGUCCCCGGACGUCACAAUUUCUUCUCUGUCUCUCUUAAUUUGGGACCAAACUCCUCUCUUCUAGGCCCCUGGGUCUUGUGUAAUCAGAACACUCAUUACCUCCGAGAACUGGCCAGGAAGUGUGGUUUUUCCCUCUCCCGGCCAAGUAGACAUUUUGCAGCCUGUACAGUGUGUAUUAACUUGGGAAGCAGAAAUGCCACCUUUCCUUUAAAUAACUAUCGCUCAUUCCCUCCCUAAACCUAAAGGAACUUGUUUCAGCCCCUGACCUCUUGAUUCCAGUUGUGUGCUGUGUUGUAAAAAUAUUCUACAUGCAGAAAACAUGAACAGAAAAGCCUAAAAGAGCAGGGCACCACUGGCAUUACAGAAGAAAUUCUUUGCCUUCAAAAGAAGCAAACAAAACAAACAUCAGUUUCCUCCAUCACGGAGUUUCAUAGCAUGGAGGAUUCGUCUGCUACUUUUUAAAUUGGGUUCCUUUGAUUUAAAUUAGAUUCACACAGUGUUCGAGCUGUGCAGCUAUUUGUUUGCUUUACCUUAUUUGAUCAUAUUUGAAAGAUCAUUUCCUGUGUCCGCUUUGAUUUCUUCCUCAGUAAAUUAAAAUGAUUCAAACCGAACACUGCCACAUCUGAUCCUUACUUCAAUCUCGAGAAGGUUGAUUUUGAUCAGCCUUUUGAAGACUCAUCUCAGUUUCCUGAUUUCACUCAUAGAAUGUUGUGUGUUAUAUUAGGCAAGUUCUGGGAUUUGUCUUUUAUCUUAUACCUUUUUCUGAGAGCUAUUAUUCCCUUAGUUUUGGAAGCACUAGGGGUUUUCAUGCUUAUUUUUUAGAACACCCACUUAUAUUUAUUUCUGUAUAUAGAACUAAAACAAUAGUGUUAAAAUCUAUGUUGUGGUUUGAGCAUUGGAGCUGCUUAUUGGCUAAGAUGGUGAACCUGGGUUCCACUCACUCUGUUCUGUCUUUAGAAAGCUGUGAUUAAAUGUGCAAUUAUUUGAAGGAUAAAAUAGUGAAUUAUGAUAUCUGUAGUCUUGAAGAGGAAACCAUUGGAGAGACAUACAUACUCCUAAUGUCUCUUUGGUGCAAUAAUUAAAUAGGAAAGGCAAGUUGUAUUGGCAGACACUGCAGUUUAAAGAUUCCCUUAUUCACUGUUCUCUCUGUUGCAGAGUUUUCUGAAAAUGACUUUACCCCCUUUUACUUGGAGUUUUUAAGUUGGUUUAUUCUUAUAACUUUUAUCACUAGAGUUGGUUAACAAUAGGUAUCAAAAAAAUGACAUGAUAAAAUCAAAUUGUGCUAUUUUUGACUCACUCAAUUUACCUAAAUACUAUAAAUGCUGAGAUGUGAUGCUGCCUUUGUAUUUGGAUUAAAUUUCUCUCUUGUUUAAAUGAUAAAUAAUGCCAACAAUUUUCUGAGCUGUUGUCUUUCCAUCUUAAUGAUUUUGUGGCAAAAUGGCUGUGAUUUGGCACCAGUGCGUGAGCCAUGUCUUUUAACCAAGGCUGAACAGUCCUUCUCACAGGCUGAAGAGAUGCAUUGGAGAAAGAGUAAUGUUCUAGGACAAUUGUGUUCUGAAAAUCAUCUUCCGAUGGGAAAUUUGAGACAAAUGUUUUAAAUAACAGAAGAAAUAAUUAGCUCAUUUGUUGUUCAGAAGGGGAGCUGGCAUGAUAUCUAGAAGCAUAAACUGUCCCUAGUUGCAAUUGUCGAAAGCCCUUUUGCAUUCCAGUUUGAAUAGGUUGUAUUGAAAUUUGACUCAUAUCUUGUGUACAUUUUGGUGCGUAAAAGGGAAAGUUGGUGUUUUUACUUUUGAAAUUUGCAGGACGAAGGGCAUGUUAUUAGUUUGCUGUAAGAUUGUAUUCUGUAUAUAUGUUUUCAUGUAAAUAAAUGAAAAUCUAUAUCAGAGUUAUAUUUUAAUUUUUAUUCUAAAUGAAAAGAAAACCCUUUUUACUUGAAAAAAAAUUGUAAGCCACAUUGUUA